GCCGGCGGCGGCGGCGGCGGCUCCGCUCCGCACUGCCCGGCGCCUCCUCACCAUGGACGCGCGCGGGGGCGGCGGGCGGCCCGGGGAAAGCCCGGGCGCGACCCCCACUCCGGGGCCGCCGCCGCCGCUGCCGCCCGCGCCCCCACAGCAGCAGCCGCCGCCGCCGCCGCCGCCCGCGCCCCCUCCUGGCCCCGGGCCCGCGCCCCUCCAGCAGCCUCCCCGUACUGAGGCGGCGCCCCCGGAGGCGGCGGACGAGGGCGGCCCUCGGGCCCGGCUCCGAAGCCGCGACAGCUCGUGCGGCCGUCCGGGCACUCCGGGCGCGGCGAGCACGGCCAAGGGCAGCCCGAACGGCGAGUGCGGGCGCGGCGAGCCGCAGUGCAGCCCCGCGGGGCCCGAGGGCCCGGCGCGGGGACCCAAGGUGUCGUUCUCAUGCCGCGGGGCAGCCGCGGGCCCAGCGUCGGGCCCGGCCUCGGGGCCGGGCCCGGCAGACGAGGCGUGCAGCGAGGAGGCGGGCCCGGUUGGAGAGCCUCGCGGCAGCCAGGCCAGCUUCAUGCAGCGCCAGUUCGGCGCGCUCCUGCAGCCGGGCGUCAACAAGUUCUCGCUGCGGAUGUUCGGCAGCCAGAAGGCCGUGGAGCGCGAGCAGGAGCGCGUCAAGUCGGCCGGGGCCUGGAUCAUCCACCCGUACAGUGACUUCAGGUUCUACUGGGACUUCACCAUGCUGCUUUUCAUGGUGGGAAACCUCAUCAUCAUCCCGGUGGGCAUCACCUUCUUCAAGGAUGAGACCACGGCCCCAUGGAUUGUGUUUAACGUGGUCUCGGACACGUUCUUCCUCAUGGACCUGGUGCUGAACUUCCGCACGGGCAUUGUGAUCGAGGACAACACGGAGAUCAUCCUGGACCCCGAGAAGAUCAAGAAAAAAUACCUGCGCACAUGGUUCGUGGUGGACUUCGUGUCCUCCAUUCCCGUGGACUAUAUCUUCCUCAUCGUGGAGAAAGGCAUCGACUCCGAAGUCUACAAGACAGCACGAGCUCUGCGCAUCGUGCGCUUCACCAAGAUCCUCAGCCUGCUGCGGCUGCUUCGCCUGUCCCGUCUCAUCCGCUACAUUCACCAGUGGGAGGAGAUUUUCCACAUGACCUACGACCUGGCGAGUGCGGUCAUGCGCAUCUGCAACCUCAUCAGCAUGAUGCUGCUGCUGUGCCACUGGGACGGCUGCCUGCAGUUCCUGGUGCCCAUGCUGCAGGACUUCCCUCGCAACUGCUGGGUGUCGAUCAACGGCAUGGUGAAUCACUCGUGGAGCGAGCUCUACUCCUUUGCACUCUUCAAGGCCAUGAGCCACAUGCUCUGCAUCGGGUACGGUCGGCAGGCGCCUGAGAGCAUGACCGACAUCUGGCUGACGAUGCUGAGUAUGAUCGUGGGAGCCACCUGCUACGCCAUGUUCAUCGGACAUGCCACUGCCCUCAUCCAAUCACUGGACUCCUCGAGGCGCCAGUACCAGGAAAAGUACAAGCAGGUGGAGCAGUACAUGUCCUUCCACAAGUUGCCUGCCGACUUCCGACAGAAAAUCCACGACUACUAUGAGCACCGCUACCAGGGCAAGAUGUUCGAUGAGGACAGUAUCCUGGGCGAGCUCAACGGGCCCCUGCGGGAGGAGAUUGUGAACUUCAACUGCCGGAAGCUGGUGGCCUCAAUGCCAUUGUUUGCCAAUGCUGACCCCAACUUCGUCACAGCCAUGCUGACCAAACUCAAGUUUGAGGUCUUCCAGCCAGGGGACUACAUCAUCCGUGAGGGUACCAUUGGCAAGAAGAUGUACUUCAUACAGCAUGGUGUGGUCAGUGUGCUCACCAAAGGCAACAAGGAGAUGAAGCUAUCUGAUGGCUCCUAUUUUGGGGAGAUCUGCCUGCUAACACGGGGCCGGCGCACAGCGAGUGUGCGAGCUGACACCUACUGCCGCCUCUACUCACUGAGUGUGGACCACUUCAAUGAGGUGCUGGAGGAGUACCCCAUGAUGCGGCGGGCCUUUGAGACCGUCGCCAUUGACCGCUUGGACCGCAUUGGCAAGAAGAAUUCGAUCCUGCUGCACAAGGUGCAACACGACCUCAACUCGGGCGUGUUCAACAACCAGGAGAAUGCCAUCAUCCAGGAGAUUGUCAAGUAUGACCGUGAGAUGGUGCAGCAGGCUGAGCUGGGCCAACGUGUCGGCCUCUUCCCACCACCACCCCAGCCACAGGUCACCUCAGCCAUCGCCACACUGCAGCAGGCCGUGGCCAUGAGCUUCUGCCCGCAGGUGGCACGCCCGCUAGUGGGGCCACUAGCUCUCGGCUCACCGCGCCUAGUGCGCCGCCUGCCCCCGGGGCCUGCACCCAAUGCCACUGCCUCGCCAGGGCACGUGCCCGCUGCCAGUCCCCCAGGCGCACCCGCCAGUCCCCGGGCACCACGGACUUCGCCUUAUGGCGGCGCACCCUGCUCUCCAGCUGCACCCCGUGCUGGGCCUGCACUUCCGGCGCGCCGCUUGAGCCGCGCCUCGCGCCCGCUGUCCGCCUCACAGCCCUCGCUGCCCCAUGGCGGUCCUGGCCCUGGCCCUGCAGCCUCCACACGUCCAGCCAGCAGCUCCACACCGCGCCUGGGGCCCACACCCGCCACCAGGGCAGCAGGACCCAGCCCGGACCGCAGGGACUCGGCCUUGCCCAGCGCCACAGGAGGCCUUGACCCGCCUGACUCGGCGCGUUCGCGCCUCUCUUCCAACUUGUGACCCUCGCUGCACCGCCCCGUGGGCCUGGGUGGGCCAGGGGCGGGGCCUUCAUCCAAACCAAAGCCAUGCCAUUGCGCGCUGCCCCGGCCACCCACCCCAGAAGCCAUAGAGGAGACGUAGGUAGUUGUAGUCAGACAGGCGGGCUCCUGCUGUCCCCCCUCAUCACCUUGCGCCCACCCACAUUGCCCCCGCCCCCCUUGGCGGUGGCCUCACGGGCCUGCGAGGGGGCUCCCUUCACCUCGGUGCCUCAGUUCCCCCAACUGUGAAACAGGAAGGGCGCCACCCUGUGGCCGAGAGAUGGCUGUGGACUUCCGCCUGCCCCCACCCCCACAGGUGGCCCGCCGUCCGAUGAGGAUUCUGUUUAAGUGCAAUACUUGGCCUGCCGGCUUCCUGCUGCCCCCACCGCACUCACGCAAUAACCGGCCCCGCCCCUCUCCAUGCGCGCGCCCCACGGUGACCUCCCUGGAGUGGGCGUAAGCAUCCUCCUCCAGCACUGGGCACCCAGGGGCUGGCAGUCCGGGCCGCACCUGGGCAUGGGGGUGAGGCCGGGGAACCCCCCCGCCUUUGUGACGAAUGUACUGACAAGCCGAGGCAGCAAUGUCCCCACCACACCCCCACACCCGACUAACUUCCACAACCCCAUUCCACGCAAUAAACAACAGCAUUGGC
Phyllostomus discolor (pale spear-nosed bat) is the source of this 3418-nucleotide messenger RNA. It is a transcript of the gene HCN2, whose product is annotated as hyperpolarization activated cyclic nucleotide gated potassium and sodium channel 2. Gene Ontology annotation, biological process: potassium ion transport; transmembrane transport. The coding region runs from base 53 to 2749 and encodes 898 amino acids. Gene Ontology annotation, cellular component: membrane. Lineage: Eukaryota; Metazoa; Chordata; Mammalia; Chiroptera; Phyllostomidae. Gene Ontology annotation, molecular function: voltage-gated potassium channel activity. The record is from RefSeq and is a predicted model, not a curated record. The transcript has 8 exons.